This is a messenger RNA of Diachasma alloeum, 2475 nucleotides long. RefSeq names its product polypeptide N-acetylgalactosaminyltransferase 13. Gene Ontology annotation, cellular component: Golgi apparatus. Lineage: Eukaryota; Metazoa; Arthropoda; Insecta; Hymenoptera; Braconidae. The transcript is spliced from 11 exons. The record is from RefSeq and is a predicted model, not a curated record. The coding region runs from base 509 to 2329 and encodes 606 amino acids.
UCCUUCGCGUCGACUCAUCUCCCAUCGAUUUUUUUUUUCAUUUUACUCCGGAAUUCAUCACUCUUUUGCAUAACAAAAAUCACUCGCGGCACUCGUGAACAUGGCGGGAAGUUUAUAAAUUUAUUCCGCGGUAUUUCGCUGAAAUUCUUCACGCAAUUCUCCGAUAAACAGUGGGGGGGAUCGAUUAUUGCGAAAGGAUGGAAUUCUGCGUUCUGCGGGUGACCAUAAACGCACGGUUGAGAGAAUGAUCUAUCGCGCUGACAUCCUGGGACAUUGUUCUGACACUGUUGGCGAGAAAAAUUGAGGGAAAGUGAGGAAGUGAUCUUCAAACCCACGUGAUGACCUGACCCAGAGAGCGGAGCCCGUGAUAACAGUUUAAUGAGGGACUUAGCAUGGAGCGACUGAUGUAAUUAGAGGAAAGAGUGCGAAUGAUGGGAUUUUCGUAGGUCGGUGGUGAAGAGACAAGUGUCGACUCCAAAUUCUGGAAAAGGUAGAAAAAACCCGGAAAAUGUGGCCACAACUGCGGAAAAUAUUUCGCGCCUGGCCCCUCCUCAUCUCGACCAUCUUCAUCAUCUGCAUGGUGCUGAUAUGGUCCCACAGCAGACAGCGGGGCAACGAUUACAGCGAUGACUACGUAUCAUUGAGGCUGUUGGACGAUCAGAAGGACUACAUAGAUCGCAGGGGGAUUCACGUGGUUGUUGGCCACUACAUCGGGGAUUCCGUGGAUCCCUUGAAGAGUCCAAACGUCACGAAAGAAAUUGUAAAUAAAAAUAUGUUUAGUCCAAAGCCGUUCAACGGAAAGAAUGGAGAGCCUGUUUUAAUCUCACCAAAGGACUUUAUCGUAAUGCAGCAACUCUUCCAGAUCAAUAGGUUCAAUUUAAUGGCUAGUGAUCGGAUUCCCCUGAAUCGAAGUCUUCCAGACGUCAGGAAGAAAAAGUGCAUAACGAGGUACUCAAAGCUGUCAGGACUUCCCAAAACCUCUGUGAUUAUAGUAUUCCACAACGAGGCCUGGAGUACACUCCUGCGAACAGUCCACAGUGUAAUAUCAAGAUCUCCCCCAGACUUACUAACAGAAAUUCUUCUAGUUGAUGACAACAGUGAUCGAGAGUUUUUGAAACAGCCACUGGAGGAUUAUGUGAAGACCCUGGACGUACCAACUCGAGUUUUACGAUCGUACGAACGAGUGGGCCUCAUAAAUGCACGUCUUCUUGGUGCGAGGGAGGCUGCUGGUGAGGUACUUACAUUCCUCGAUGCACACUGCGAAUGCACGGUUGGAUGGCUCGAGCCACUUCUUGAGGCCAUCUCCAAGGAUAGAACCAGGGUUGUGUCACCUGUAAUUGAUAUUAUUAAUGAUAACACGUUUGCGUAUACCAGAUCUUUCGAGCUGCACUGGGGUGCAUUCAAUUGGGAUCUUCACUUCCGCUGGCUGACCCUGAGUGGCCCACUGAUGAAAGAACGCCGUGAGAACAUCGUUGACCCCUUCAAGACCCCCGCAAUGGCCGGUGGAUUAUUCUCAAUGGAUAAAAAUUACUUCUUCAAACUGGGAAGUUACGAUGAACAAAUGAAAAUAUGGGGCGGCGAGAAUCUCGAGCUCUCGUUUCGUGUUUGGCAGUGCGGUGGGAGUGUUGAAAUAGCACCUUGUUCACACGUCGGUCAUCUCUUCAGGAAGUCAUCGCCGUAUACGUUUCCGGGUGGAGUCGGGGAAAUUCUUUAUGGCAAUCUCGCGAGAGUUGCACUUGUCUGGAUGGACGAGUGGGCUGAAUUUUAUUUCAAAUUCAAUCCGGAAGCCGCAAGACUCCGAGACAAACAGCAAAUCCGAUCUCGCUUAGAAUUACGUGAACACCUGAAAUGCAAAAAUUUCGAAUGGUACUUAGAUAACGUCUGGCCAGAUCACUUUUUCCCGAAAGACGAUCGUUUCUUCGGACGAAUAAUGCACAUACAAUCCGAGAAAUGCAUUAUGAAACCAAUAGCCAAAGGCAUAUACGCCCAGCCAGCGGGCUACGCUGCUUACGAGCCUUGCAUGAAUCCCCCCAAUCUCAGUCAGAUGUUCGUAAUGACUAAAUCAGGGAUCAUUAUGACGGACGAGAGUUUGUGUAUGGAUGCACCUGAACGAGAUACCAGGCAUGAGAGGCCGAAGGUGAAGAUAAUGGCGUGCAGUGGGCUCUUCAGGCAGAAGUGGAGUUACGAUCAGAAGACCAGGGGAUUGGUUCACACGAGCAGUGGAAUGUGUCUCCACGUCAACCCAGAGAGUGAAGAGGGCCCUGUAAUAGCCACUUGCAACGGGAACAUCGAGCAGCAGUGGAAAUUAGAAUCGAUCGCCUGGAAAUGAUCGGCAGAUCCUCACGAAGAAAUUAUUUUUUUACGCGUGUAAAUACUCACUCCACUGACAGGAAUAUUUUAUCAACGCCAUGAGAUUAAUUUUGUUAAUUUAAUUGCUUAAGUUUUUUAUACGGUGAAUAAACGAUUGAAUUUCAA